AUGGGCAUGGCUUUUUAUGUCAUUUCCGCUGUCGCUGUUCCUGUGGCUCAGCCGGUUGAUCCUGUUGCUGAUGCAACUAACGUUAUGAAGUUGGAGACGCGCGACAAGAAAAAUGAGAACGAUCAGGACCGGAAACGCAAGUGCAGGCGCGACAGAGGGGGUGGCAGGAGGGGCUGCGAUUACGACGAUGAUGACGACGACUACUCCGGAGGCAAGGGCGGACGCCAUGGCGGAGGUCAUAGUGGAGGUGGCGGACGCAGGGGAGGUGACUACGGCGACGGUUAUGGCGAUGGCUACGGAGGCGGUCGCGGCGGAAGAAGGGGUGAUCUCGGCCUUCAACAAGAGCAACCGAACAAGGGCGACCAGAAAGAUAAAGAUCUCCACAAACGCAGCGGCGGCGGUGACUUGGACGACCACGGCAAGGGCGACUGGGCCGACAUCUUUAGUAAACGCGGAUACGGAGGCGGAUACGGCGACAAGGGAGACGGUUAUGGCCAUGGCGGCGACUACUAUCAUGGCGGCUAUGGUAAUUGUAGGGGAGGAGGAAACAAGUGUGGAGGAGACUGGGGGUAUCAUAGGGAGGGCGAGAAGAAUGGCUCUUUGCGCCCUGACCAGAACGCUGGGAACGACAACGUCGCCGACGGCCACUAG
Molecule: messenger RNA, 651 nt
Organism: Colletotrichum spaethianum
Lineage: Eukaryota; Fungi; Ascomycota; Sordariomycetes; Glomerellales; Glomerellaceae
Exons: 2
Coding region: 1-651 (216 amino acids)
Source: RefSeq, a predicted model, not a curated record